Molecule: messenger RNA, 578 nt
Organism: Prionailurus viverrinus (fishing cat)
Lineage: Eukaryota; Metazoa; Chordata; Mammalia; Carnivora; Felidae
Product: histone H3.1
Exons: 2
Coding region: 3-413 (136 amino acids)
Cellular component (GO): nucleosome
Molecular function (GO): structural constituent of chromatin; DNA binding; protein heterodimerization activity
Source: RefSeq, a predicted model, not a curated record
CCAUGGCUCGCACGAAGCAGACGGCGCGCAAGUCGACGGGCGGCAAGGCCCCGCGCAAGCAGCUGGCCACCAAGGCGGCCCGCAAGAGCGCGCCGGCCACCGGCGGCGUCAAGAAGCCGCACCGCUACCGGCCCGGCACGGUGGCCCUGCGCGAGAUCCGCCGCUACCAGAAGUCCACCGAGCUGCUGAUCCGCAAGCUGCCGUUCCAGCGGCUGGUGCGCGAGAUCGCGCAGGACUUCAAGACCGACCUGCGCUUCCAGAGCUCGGCCGUGAUGGCGCUGCAGGAGGCGUGCGAGGCCUACCUGGUGGGGCUCUUCGAGGACACCAACCUGUGCGCCAUCCACGCCAAGCGCGUCACCAUCAUGCCCAAGGACAUCCAGCUGGCGCGCCGCAUCCGCGGGGAGCGGGCGUAAACUUGAUCUCCUGAUUCUGUGCCAACUUUGAACCCAAAGGCUCUUUUCAGAGCCAACCACUUUGCUCUAUAACAGAUGCCGUGACACUUAAACAAACAUGGUGCACAUAGAGAAAGCAAGCAGAGCUCGUGUGCUACUCGGAGGUGGGAAGAGAUGAAAGAGAGC